Molecule: messenger RNA, 2916 nt
Organism: Gadus morhua (Atlantic cod)
Lineage: Eukaryota; Metazoa; Chordata; Actinopteri; Gadiformes; Gadidae
Gene: cdip1
Product: cell death-inducing p53 target 1
Exons: 5
Coding region: 368-976 (202 amino acids)
Biological process (GO): intrinsic apoptotic signaling pathway in response to DNA damage by p53 class mediator
Cellular component (GO): cytoplasmic side of late endosome membrane; cytoplasmic side of lysosomal membrane; nucleus
Molecular function (GO): zinc ion binding
Source: RefSeq, a predicted model, not a curated record
UUUGCUGGCGGAGGUAACGGUGAAGAGUUUGGAUUUUUUUUAUUAUCCAAACGCACCCAUAACAGAUAUGUGCUGAUCAACAUAGAAUAAUACAUAACAUCAUAGGACACGGUGGUGCGCUCUUCUGCUGGGUAAAUCCGCUGAGUAGAUCAGGAUGACGUCAGGUGUAAAGCCCCUCUCCACGGAUGUUUACUCCAGAAAGAUCUAGCUUCUAGCUAACGCCAGGCUACACAGCCCCCUAACUUUCGGGUAGACCGCGGUUUUUGCCACCCUUUGCGGGAGGUGAAUCUUCAAUCUGGUGAGUGUGUCCCAGGACAGUUGUGCGUCGGCUUUCAUCUCCAGUCCUUGCUCCAUUCAGCGAUCCGACAUGUCCAGUGACCCCCCACCUCCCUACCCCGGAGGCCCAAGCGCCCCAAUCAUUGAAGAGAAGAAUGGGAUACCUGUUGUUACUGCAGCUCCGAUGGCGGCGGCUCCACAGCAGGGAGCAAACCUGCCCCCGGACUAUGGGCCUCCCCCCUAUGAGGCCUCGCAGCCUGGCUACAUGCACCCUCUCGGCCCCGGUGAAGGCCCCAUGCCCAUGCCCAUGCCCAUGCCCCCGCCAGGAGUCUUCUACCCACCCGGUCACUUUCCUCAGCCCAUGCCAGGCCAGUUUGGCCCGGGUCCAAGUCACAUGGCCGGUCACACGGCCACCGUUCUGUCGCCCCCUGGUGCGGCUACCACCGUCACCGUCCUGCAGGGGGAGAUGUUCCAGACGUCCCCGGUGCAGACGGUGUGUCCACACUGCCAGCAGGCCAUCAUCACCCGCAUCACCCACGAUGUCGGCCUAAUGAACACCCUCUUCUGCCUGUUCUGCUUCUUUGUGGGGUGUGAUCUUGGCUGCUGCCUGAUUCCCUGUCUGAUCGAUGAUCUCAAGGACGUGACACACACAUGUCCUUACUGCAAGGGCUACAUCUACACAUACAAGCGUGUCUGCUAACCACCAACAGCUGCAUGCUGCAGACAUACCAAUAUGCACCGAAAAAACGCACGGCUCCUAUUGGUCGGUACGGGCUUAUUUCUCCGGCCUAUCGCUGUGUCCUGUACUUCCUUUAACCCCCCCUAACUGUAGUUUGGUUAUUAGUUGGCCUUGUCUUUAUUGUGUGAUGUGUGCAUAUAUAUGUAUAUGUAUAAAAAAAAAAAUAUAUAUACAUAUAUAUAUAUAUACACACAUGCAUAUGCACACAUGAAUAUAGACACCACACACACACACACACACACACACACACACACACACACACACACACACACACACACACACACACACACACACACACACACACACACACACAGUCUCAUUACUAGACUCUCCAUGUAUAGACAUGACGUUUCCACUGUACACAUCUUAAACUGGGUAACCAAACCUAUGAGGCAUAACAUCCACCAGGAAAAAAAAAAAAAAACGUUACAGAAGUGUGUUGUACAGAAUUGUCCAUGGUUAGGAGAAGACUCGCAAUAUGCAUUUAUGAAGAAAUAUGUAAGGAUAGAAGCCUCAGCUGGAGGGAAGCUGUGAAAAUUGUCACUUUAUUUAGUUCAAAGUAUCUGUGAAUCUCGCCAAGAAGGCACAUUUAUAUUGAAUUCACCAACGCAGGGUCAGUAAUGCGUUGUAUUUAUUUUAGACAUGUUUAUCAUUUGAACAUGUCAUUUUGAAGAGUUGGUGUCUGUAUAUUUUUGUUCUAAUUCACCUAGUCUUUCCUGUGCAAUAAAACAUGUAUAGUUUUUUGAAUGUCAGUGAACUAACACUAAAACAUUUAUAUCCGUCUUGGUAAUACGAUUUACGCGGUGGUUGAUUUCAUGGCAUGGAUAUGUGACUUGCAUUGCUUUUCAAUAUUGAAUGUCAGUUGAGAUAACUCUUCAGAUAACGCUGUUUACACUUAUAACCCCCUUCAUUUUCAAAUUGGUGUUAUUUCUAAUGUCAUUUUAUAAAGUGUUAAGGCUCUCAGUGAAAAUCUACAUGUCGCACAUUUUUAAAAUGUUUGCCAACACAUACCUUUUUUUAAUUGACAAAAAUCUUCUCGGUUGAUGAAGGAAAUCAGUGAUGUGCUAUGCCUUUUAUAGACGGCUUUGAAUGCAGUAGUAACAAAAAAUAACAUCUGAUAUUAACUAGCGUUUGGCUGAGAAUUGUUUCCAUUGUUCAGAAGUGGAUGAAAAAUAACCAUGUACAUACAGCUAACAGACAUUUCGUCCGAUCAUACGGUUUCAUUACAUUGUAUUACAGGAGACACUACAUGCCAUUACCGUUAUAGUGUGUGCUCGGCCCAAGUCUGCCUGCGGAGCAUUCUGUCAUGCUAACACUGUUCAAGAUAUGCACCUAUCCAAUGUUCAAUCGUUCUCAUUAGGAUGUUGCUUCAGAAACAUUAACAGCUUAACUAGAUAAGUCUACAAUGAUUAAAUGAGAAAUUAUAUAAACCUGUCCCUGAAUAUGGGGAGGGUGGGGGACAGUGCUAUUAUGGGUCUGUAAGCCUACAGAAGUAACAUGAAUCAAUUGCAUUGUUGCACGUUUUAACUGCCAUACUAACACAUUAACGACGUGUAGGCUUUGAUAAAGUAAUGUGGCAACAGUACAGACAACUACUUAAAAAAAAUGAAAUACUAUCAGCCAUAGAAUGUCCAUUUCUAAUCGAUGAGAACAUGGCUGCCCAAUUUAAAUGACUACUGGUAAUCCCUAGUUUAGUAUGCUUUUCAAUAACAUGUGAUUUCAGGCGAGCUGCGAUAGAAUAGCAUUUUCAUCCGAGGGAUUGCACUGUACUUUAAAUAAAAAGCACUGUAUGUCUUGUAUUUUGUGGAUAACUGCAUUUAUCUCUGUGAUGUGGAUAACUGAAAUCAAGCUGUUUGACUGCUACAGGUACUAUUUUAUCAAUAAAAAAUCUGAACAUUAAA